Trypanosoma conorhini is the source of this 783-nucleotide messenger RNA. Its product is annotated as host cell surface-exposed lipoprotein. Lineage: Eukaryota; Euglenozoa; Kinetoplastea; Trypanosomatida; Trypanosomatidae. The record is from RefSeq and is a predicted model, not a curated record. Bases 1 to 783 code for a protein of 260 amino acids. The transcript has a single exon.
AUGCCGCUGUGGAGGUACUUCGUCCACACGAAGCCGGAGGUGGACGACAACGACCUGCCGCUGCCGAAGCACCGCGUCUACGACGAUGACGGCAACGUGCGGCCGGCCGAGGCGACGCCGCCGCCGCCGCCGCGCGACUCCGUGAGUCUCACGAUCGCCAAGGCGAAGGCCUCGGCGAAGAAGUCGACGCCGAUGACGCCAAAGACGCGGGCGCAGCUUUUGAGGAGCGUCGGCGCAACGCCCACUGCGCCGCGGCGGCAGGCAAAAGCGCCCGCCGCCGCCGCUGCAAACUCCCCGCAGCCCAGGAAGCCCCGCAGCCGCUCCGCGUCCCGCUCACCCUCGCGCCACGCCGGGCGCACGCCAGAGAAGAGCCCCGCCACCCCGCAGCGUGAGUCCCGCUCGGCGGCCUCCGUGACGCCGCGGAAGUCGACGCCGAAGCGUGGCGGCAGUCCCGCGACGAACGGCGCGUCACCCGCAAGGUCACCAAAGCGGGGAAGUUCAAAGAAGUCGGCGUCUCCCACCAAACGCCACCCCGCGCGGUCGCCCGCAACCCGCAAGCGGGCGAGCCCAUCGAAGUCGUCGCCAAAGAAGGCGUCGGCCUCGCCGCGGAAGUCGCGCUCGAAACGCUCGCGCUCCGUGUCGGCGCGGCCAGGCGAAAAGCCGACGCCGCGGUGGACCAUCGCCGCGCUCAGGGCGUACGCCAAGGAGAACGACAUUGACGUCGCGCACGAAAAAACAAAGUCGGAAAUCCUGAGCAGGAUUGAGAGUUCCGAGGCGGAAUAG